AUGGAAGUGAAAGGUGCUGAUGUUGAUGAGAAUAUUGAGUUUUCACCCUAGGAGACAAAAGAAAUAGAAGUUUAUUUCCCACCAUAUUCAGGCAGAAGAGUCAAAGAGACUGUAAUCCUAUACAUAAAUGAGCUAGAACUCAACAGGAUAAGCGACACUAUCGACUUUGAGAUUACUUUCAUUUGA
Molecule: messenger RNA, 186 nt
Organism: Stylonychia lemnae
Lineage: Eukaryota; Ciliophora; Spirotrichea; Sporadotrichida; Oxytrichidae
Source: the annotation of a GenBank genome assembly